Messenger RNA from Protopolystoma xenopodis, 375 nucleotides. The record is from the annotation of a GenBank genome assembly. Lineage: Eukaryota; Metazoa; Platyhelminthes; Monogenea; Polystomatidea; Polystomatidae.
AUGAUUCAUGGUUUGGAGCAGAGUUGUACUAAUCGUGGCCUUGGUGGCCUUUCCAGCCUAAUGAUGAUUCUUCAAAUUGCGCACACUCACUUCUGGGAUCCAGCAACCGGUAUGCAAAAGGCUCGAAAGCAAAUACAUGAUGAAUCAAAACCUACACAACGAGGAAAAAUUGAUUCGAUUGAACAACAAGACACUAGGGGUCAAGCUGGUUUUCUUUCCGAGACUAGCCCCCAGUUGGACUCUGCUAAUGCUGAGACUCAAGAUAUCUUUUUUCAAGAACCUGAAGAGCCGAAGCUGGUUUCAACUGUCAGUAAGUAUGCAAAUAUAUUUCUUAUAUAUAUAGCGAAGCGAAAGAAUGAUCCAAAAUUUAACUAA